AUGCCACUUCCUAUUAGAAACAGACGUCUCAGAGCAAGAGAUGAUGAUGAUGACGAUACAACAGUCUACUUAACUUUAACUUCAACUACAACUCUACCACCUAGCGAAACCUCCAAAUCAGAUGAAAACUUGAGCAUAUCUUGGUUGGAACAAACUCUUACUACAAGCAUAGUUACAAGAGUCCCGAUCACAUUCACUACAUCAACAACAGCAACCCCAACCCCAUCAACCUCCCAAAACACAAACACAAACCCAAUCGCCACCAAUACUGCAGAAAACUCAAAUACAGAAACCGGAAAUACAGAAAUAUACACCCAACAAACCUCAUCCAAAAGCUCAGUCAACGCCGGUCUUGCAAUCGGUAUCCCCGUUGCAUUAUUCUCAGCAUUCUUCCUCGGUCUUGCAGUAUGGUAUAUUAUCCGACUCAGAAAUCUCAAGAAAAAGAACAAUUCCGACAAUGAAUCAGACUACAGCCACAGCGGAAAUGAUGACUCUACUCUCAUCGAUACAAAAGGAGGACCCACAUUUCCGUACAAUUCUAAUCAGGAUGAAAAUCUCACAAUCAAACCGGGGGCAGAAAGACAGAUAAAACCCGAUUCUAUAAAGUAUAAGCUUAGAGAUCGUUUGAGUAAGACUGGAUUAUUUGGAGAUUAUUAUGCAAAUAAUAAUUCUCCAUUUAAUGAUCCUCCAGAACCGAAAUCGCCAAUCAUGCAACGAAUUUCUGAGGGUACUCCUGUAUUUCUUAAGACAUUCAGAUUGAAUAAUAAGGAUGACGCCAAUUCUCCUCAGGAUCUGAUGGCUGGAAUUGCUGGGUUUACGAGACAUGAGAAAAUAAAACCACAAACUUUGUCUAUUCCUGAUAGACGUCAAAAUAAUAAUAAUUUUAAACUUUUGCCAAAGUUUCAAGUCCACCUGAAUGAUGAUGAAGAUGAUGAUAUUGAACCUGAAUUGGAUGUAAUCCCCAAAAAAGUAUCAAAAGAUAUCCAUAUUGUUAUCCGACCAUAUCUCAAGAAUCUCGACGAUGAAUUAACAAUAAGCGUAGGUGAUAAAGUAGAACUAUUGAAAAAGCACGCUGAUAGUUGGUGUACUGUUAAAGUAAUCCGGACGGCUCACAUGAAUCCAUAUAGACCAAAUGAGAUUGGCCUAGUACCAAAAAUGUGUUUACAAAGGUUAUCUUAG
This is a messenger RNA of Hemisphaericaspora subhashii, 1179 nucleotides long. RefSeq names its product Fus1p (gene FUS1). The transcript has a single exon. The record is from RefSeq and is a predicted model, not a curated record. Gene Ontology annotation, molecular function: protein binding. NCBI's taxonomy places the organism in Eukaryota, Fungi, Ascomycota, Pichiomycetes, Serinales, Debaryomycetaceae. Bases 1 to 1179 code for a protein of 392 amino acids.